Messenger RNA from Pezoporus flaviventris, 2614 nucleotides. RefSeq names its product G protein-coupled receptor kinase 5 (gene GRK5). Gene Ontology annotation, cellular component: cytoplasm. Lineage: Eukaryota; Metazoa; Chordata; Aves; Psittaciformes; Psittacidae. Gene Ontology annotation, biological process: signal transduction; regulation of signal transduction; protein phosphorylation. The record is from RefSeq and is a predicted model, not a curated record. Bases 133 to 1905 code for a protein of 590 amino acids. Gene Ontology annotation, molecular function: G protein-coupled receptor kinase activity; ATP binding. The transcript has 16 exons.
GAGCGGCAGGGGCCAUGCACCGGGGCAUAGCGGGCUAAGGGCUGGCGGCGGGUGGUCGCCCGGAGACUCCGCACCUCGGGAGUGACGUCCUGCUGCAGUGCCGCCGCCUGCCUACGCUGCCCGAGCUCGUCAAUGGAGCUGGAAAACAUCGUUGCCAACACCGUCUUGUUGAAAGCCAGGGAAGGGGGUGGAGGGAAACGCAAAGGCAAAAGCAAAAAGUGGAAGGAAAUCUUGAAAUUCCCUCACAUUAGCCAGUGUGAAGAUCUCCGAAGAACAAUAGAGAGAGAUUACUGCAGCAUAUGUGAAAAGCAGCCGAUCGGAAGGCUUCUCUUCAGGCAGUUCUGUGAAACUCGACCCGAGCUCGAGUGCUGCAUUAGGUUCCUUGACUCAGUGGCAGAGUAUGAAAUUGCUCCAGAUGAAAAGCUGGGAGAGAAAGGAAAGGAAAUCAUGAUGAAAUACCUCACCCCAGAGUCUCCAGCCUGCGUUCCUGAAGUCAGUCAAGAUCUUAUCCAACAGACAGAGGAGAAACUCGAAAACAGCCCCUGCAAAGAGCUAUUCUCUCACUGUACAAAAUCUGUCCUUGACCACCUCAGUGGGGAACCAUUCCAAGAGUACCUGAACAGCAUGUACUUCGACAGGUUUCUCCAGUGGAAGUGGUUGGAAAGGCAACCAGUAACAAAAAACACAUUCCGGCAGUACAGGGUGCUGGGGAAAGGUGGCUUUGGGGAGGUCUGCGCUUGCCAAGUGCGAGCGACAGGGAAGAUGUACGCCUGCAAGAGGUUAGAGAAGAAGAGAAUAAAGAAGAGGAAAGGCGAAUCCAUGGCACUAAAUGAAAAGCAGAUUUUGGAAAAAGUCAAUAGUCAGUUUGUAGUCAAUUUAGCCUAUGCCUAUGAAACAAAGGAUGCAUUGUGUUUAGUUCUGACCAUAAUGAAUGGAGGUGACCUGAAGUUUCAUAUCUACAACAUGGGAAACCCAGGCUUUGAGGAGGAAAGAGCUUUGUUUUAUGCAGCAGAGAUUCUUUGUGGCUUAGAAGACCUACACAGAGAAAAUACUGUGUACAGAGAUUUGAAGCCAGAAAAUAUCCUGCUAGAUGAUUAUGGCCAUAUUAGAAUAUCUGAUUUGGGUCUAGCUGUUAAAAUCCCUGAGGGUGAAUCAAUCCGUGGAAGAGUAGGAACAGUAGGGUAUAUGGCUCCUGAAGUGUUGAACAACCAGAGAUACACACUCAGCCCUGACUACUGGGGGCUAGGCUGUCUCAUUUAUGAAAUGAUUGCUGGGCAAUCACCAUUCCGUGGAAGAAAAGAGAAGGUGAAGAGGGAAGAAGUGGACAGGAGAGUGCUGGAGACAGAAGAGGUGUACUCCCAUAAGUUUUCUGAGGAGGCCAAGUCCAUCUGUAAAAUGCUCCUCACCAAGGAUGUGAAGCAGCGGCUAGGAUGUCAAGGGGAAGGCGCGGCAGAAGUGAAGAGGCACCCCUUUUUCAAGAGCAUGAAUUUCAAGCGGUUAGAAGCAGGAAUGCUGGAUCCUCCCUUUGUCCCUGAUCCCAGAGCAGUAUACUGCAAGGAUGUGUUAGACAUCGAGCAAUUCUCCACAGUGAAAGGAGUUAACCUGGACCAAACAGAUGAUGAUUUCUAUUCCAAGUUUUCCACAGGAUCAGUGUCUAUUCCAUGGCAAAAUGAGAUGAUAGAAACAGAGUGUUUCAAAGAACUGAAUGUAUUUGGACCAAAUGGUACUAUUUCACCAGACCUAAACAAAAGCUACCCCCCAGAGCCACCCAAGAAAGGAUUGCUACAGAGAAUAUUUAAACGACAGCAUCAGAACAAUUCAAAGAGUUCUUCAAAUUCAAAGGCCAGCUUAAAUCACCACAUAAAUUCAAAUCACGUAAGUUCAAACUCCACCGGAAGCAGCUAGUUCCAAUUCAGUUUUAUGAAACAACAUGUUGCAUCCUUCCACUAUAAUCUAUGGCGCUUCUAUGGAUGAGAGGGCCUCCACCAUCGAGUGAAAAAGAAAAAGGAUCUCCCAAAAAGGAGAUUUUCUAUCCAUUCCUUCCAGUGGAGCCUCGCAUUUUAAGAAGAAUUUUCCACUCAGGUCUGUUUUUGGAGGUGGCACUCAAGACUGUGUGAAUCAAGUUUGUCUCUUUAGAACAUUGCAAUAGAAAUUCAAUGAACAUGACUACUUGCACGUAUUUAACUAGCAUCAUACUAGAACUGAAUUUUGUCUUUAUUAUUUUUAAAGGAAAGUUUUGUAAAUUUCUCUAUUGUCUCAGUUUACAUUUUGUACAUUUGUAUUUAAAUGAAAGUCAGACUUUGGAGGUGUAUAUUUUCCAAGCAGCAGCUGUAAAGCCAUGUGUUUUAAGACAUUUUUUUAAGGAAAAAAACAAAACACAACAAUGUGACUCAAGACUUCCAGAGCCUCAAACGAGAAAUCAUUCUUUUUAGUAAUUCUAGAGAAGUAUUCAUAAAUCACUUUAUCAGACUGGGGUUUAUUGACACGCAUUUGUAUGGAACAGUUUAUGCUUAAUUAUUUUACAUCUGUAUAUUUGGUUUACAGCAACACUGCAUCAUACAUUUCUCCUCUUCAUUAGUUUGUAACAUCUCGCAUUAAAUGCUAAAAGACAAGA